AUGUUUAGCUGGCUGGGUAAUGAUGAUAGGAAAAAGGAUCCUGAGGUUUUUCAGACAGUCAGUGAAGGUUUGAAGAAAUUGUACAAAACUAAACUUCUCCCCUUGGAAGAUUAUUACAAAUUCCACGAGUUCCACUCCCCAGCCCUGGAAGAUGCUGAUUUUGACAACAAGCCUAUGAUCCUGCUGGUGGGACAGUACUCAACUGGGAAAACCACUUUCAUUAGGUAAGUACCUGGGCAUGGAAUGAGGGUCUGAAAGGACAGUAAGUACACUCUCUAUGUGAGCAUUAACAUUCUUAGAAUGUUCUGUUUCAUGGUUAAAACUGUAAAUAUAUGUAUCAACGUUUUUGAAACAUUUUGUUUUCUGUUUCGUUUGUGUGUGUUUGUUUUUUUAUUUGUAUCAAUUGUUCUGAGAUUUGUUUGAAGAAUUGAUUUGCAAUGUUAUUGUUUUACUGAAUGACUACAUGGCAGUAAGUACAUGUUUGUUUGUUUGGUUUUUUUGGGGGGGAUAGUCUUUGUAUUUUUACAUCUUGUGUAUUUUUGGAAACACAGAGAAGAAAAUGUAUAAAAAUAAAAUCAACAUGGAUUCUAAAGUUAUAUCCAUUUAUCUAAACUUGAUAUGAAUAUGCAUCUCCUCAAUAUUUUGCAGUUGAUAGUGUUACCUUUUCUUGUGGGAUGAUGGGUGUAGUGUAAAUAAUUGAGGUCCAAUUCAUGAAGGUUAUAGAGCAGGACUGGGAAUGACCCCUUUUAUAGACCCUCUAUUCUCAGUCCCUAUAAACCAGCUUGCCCUCCCUAUAAACUGUGCCUGCCCUCAACCACCUCUUUACUCCAUAAUAUUCAUUUUCUAGUGAUGAGGGAUCAAGAAGACCUCAUUUAUAUCAUAGAGCGGGAAAUGGGUCACAAAAGGGAAGAAAACAUGUCCUGGGGUGCAGCAGAGUUGGCAAUCAAAUAGCAAAAUGCAUUUUUCAAAAGAAGAGUAUAUUGAAUGGCCACUGAGGGCCGUGAAUUUCUCAGUCCUGAUGUGGUGUUGAGCCGCCAUGGGGUUUCUAUACAUGUUAUGGAAAUUACGGAAAAUUGGAACCAGAGUGAAAAUUUUAAACCAGAAUAAUCCAUUUGGAAAAACAAUCAACUUGGCUAUUUUUCAAAAGCCUCUGUAUUCACACGUGACAAUGUGACAUGUCCUUGUUUAGUGAAUCCCCCUCAUGAAUACAGAGACAUUUCUGUAAUUGUAAAGCUGACUCUGGCCUUCUGCACACUGUAGUGGUUAUGGUGCCAGGAACUCCCUGGUGUUCCCAGAGCAAGUCACAAAUUGUCUGUGAACAGUCUGACCACUACAUGGGGUCCACCAGCCACCGUUCUUUUUAUUUUUCAUAUAUGACCUUAUUACAAUUACUAUUAUUUGUAUAAUUUGAAUCUGCUGGUUAUGCCAUUACUUUAUUGCAGUUUGUGGGUUUAUUUGUGUAGAAAUACUCUCGACUCAGAAUUAUGAAAAGUUUUGACACACAUACAGUAUGAAUAGACUGUCUAUAAUUGUUACACUAUGGCGCAGAUUAUGUGACUCGGUGGGGAGGCUCACAGUUAAAGACUGACCUUGCCUGGACUUGAUUCACAGUGACUGCAUGCAUGUAUCUAGUAAAGUCUCCCAGCGUUGAUGAGUCAGCUGUAAUAGUACUCCCAUUAGGAAGUCAGAGGAUAUCCCACUAAAUGCAAAGGGAAACAAAGCUGGAGUCGAUAUAAUGGGGGAUAUAUUGCAUGGUAAAUGUCGGUGUUUAUGUAUGUACCUGCCAAGAGCCCCUUAAGGACACAUGACAUGAUUCCCUUUUAUUCCAGAAGUUUGGUCCUUAAGGGGUUAAAAAGGAUUAUUUAUCAAUUGCCUAUUAAGUAUUUCUCUUUUUUUAUCUCAACGGUCUAUUUGGAUUUAAAUAGAUACAAGAAUUGUGGAUAUAAUUUAGUUUAAAGAAACACUCCACCCAAAAACAACUUCAUCUCACUGAAGCUGGCUGGAGUCCCUGGGCGCCGUCUUACCGUAAGGAUAAAUCUCCAGGCGCCCGUCUUCACUGUCUUUUGACUCCUCUGUUUGGCCAUUUAAGAAGCACAAUACGUGCCGGUGGUAGACUGAGGGCGUGCGCUAAGUGCUUUCAGCCAGCGAGCGUGGUUCUGCAUUGCAAUGCGCUAACCGAAUACUUCUGCAGGGGAAAGCCAUAAUGGCACCAGGCUGGUUCUAGUGGCUUUGGUGCUAGAAGUAUGCCUGUAGCACAGUUUUCAAAGUUUUUAUUUAGUUGUGCGAUUUCCAGAAGAGUGACUGUUCUCCUUUAAAACCGCGUGACCUAUCACUUUAAAUAUGAUCAGCAAGUUGAUGUGUAGCUCUGUCAACAGGGUGGCCUGCAGUUAAAUGCCAAGAGGGUGAUCGUCCGCAGCGUCGUUAUUACGCUGAACAAUCUGGCAUUAAGCAAAUUUUCACAAGCAAUAACCGUUAUUUAAUAAAGUGUGCAUUCAAAGUUAAAAAUCGUCAAACUGGCAAAAUUGUCUAACUCAACUGUGAUUCCAGUUCAGAUACUGGGCCUUAAAUGUCAACUUUCACUUUGAAUUCUCACUGUAGAAGAUAACUCUGUAAAUGUUCAAUGUCUAGUAGAACGUUGUUUGGCUAGUGAUGGCAACGUUGGCAUCCCAUGUUUUUGAACAAGUGUGGAGUUCACAGAUUUCUGGGUUUCCAGGAUAGCCAUCACCCAAUACAACGGCGACUAUGGAGGGUUCAGCUACCAGAUCCAGAAAGACCAGUCCCUCACUGUGUGGGUCGGAAGCUCAGAAGGCGCCUUGUAGCUUGUACUACUUGUACUACCAAUGUCUCUCUUAUGACGUAUGUCUUUAUAACUCUACUUCAUAUAGCAGUUAGACAUGACUGUUUUACUCUCGAUGUUGAAUUUACACAAAAAGUGCACAUCUCUCUCAAGUUGACCUGUUUUAUCACUGCAAUUUAUAUACAUUGACUAUCAUUAUGUUGAUGCAAGCUUGUAUUCUUAAGCACUACAAAAAGAAAGAAUUAUAAAAAAAAAAAAAAAAGUGCCCCUGCUGCAGAUUGCUGGAAAAUGCAUAGAUCGAAUGUUAUUUUCGGUUUAAAUGUCUGUGGCGCAGGUAAAAAGGUGUAAUACUGAUGGCAGUCUGAUUAAUGUUACAACCCUGAAAAGCAGAUUGUACAGAAAACGGAGUUAAAUGGUGACAUAUUAAGGUGCUUUGGAAUCACAAGGUGUGAAGUUCACUUGUACCACACCUCGUGACCUGAUGGUGUAAAGCCAGAGAAGGGAAACUCCCAUUGUUGUGUUUUUUUUUUGUUUUUUUUUACAUUUGUUUAUUGGUUUAUGAGAUCAAUAUGUCUGCUGUCUUGUAUUGGAUACAUGCAGCCUGCAUUCAGUGUUUUUUAUUUUUUUUAAUUGUGCGGAUGUAAAUAAUGCAUUUAUACUGCUAAAUGGAGCUCAUUAGUUGCCAUUAGAUCCCAUCUCUAACCCUGUUCUCACUCCUGAUUUUUGCACCAGAUAUAAAUCAUAUUGUACUGAAAGCUAGCAGGCAGACAGGAAGAAGAGGCCCGGUGCAUAUAUUUAUUUUAUGAGGCCUUUUUAAAGGUAAUCCUGUCGUUAUGUAUGUUUGCUUGAUUUCAUCAUUUUUAGCAUUAUUGGUUGAAUCACAUUAGCCAAUUUGCUUAACACCUUGUGUUAUAGAAUGAAGGAUGAUGUGAUUGGAUGGAAUAACCCAGCCAAUCACUUAAUUCUUGUAGCAAUAACACUGGGAUAUAAAUCAUCUGAAUUACUGCCGUAAAAAAAAACCAUAUUCAAAACCACCAUCAGGUUGUCAGGAUCUACUUUCAACUCAUGACAAGUAUGUAUUUAUUUUCAAGGAUACAUGUUUAAUUUAGCAGAAUAAUUUAAAUAGUCAAAGGAAUGCUCCAGGAACCAUAACAUUUACAGCACUCUGUAGUGGUUAUGGUGUUGAGUGGUCCAUUUUAACAUGUUUGACAACUUACCUGGGUCACUGGGCGCCUGAGCUACAUCAGCCAUAUCUGGUCUGCCAGCAGCAGAAACCCAAUGUCUCUGUAGAUUACAGCUCUACCAAUGCAGGAUGGUGCCUGCCAUUGAGCUUGGUCCUGCAUUGCUUUAUAGAGCAAUCUGUCUUCUGCCCGAGAGGACCAAAUAUGGACCUGGCAGGUAGCUUGUCAACCCAUGCAACAAUGGUUGGACAUUAUACUGCAUGAAGGCACCGGGGUAUUCUUGGCACCGUAACGGUUACAGAUGCUUUGAGUGUUCCUUUAAAAAUGAAUAGUUUGCAUUGCUAUACCCUCAUAUAUUUGAUGGAACGGUGGAGAAUAAAUGUAACAGUUCGGUAGAGCACAUCGAGCCCUGUUAGGUUCUCACAGCAUUUCAUGGGGAGGUAUAAUUUAUAGUAAUUGAUGCCAGGUGUGAGAAUUGCAAGCAUUAAAUGGUGAGGCCAAGGUGGUAGUAAUUAGUGUCAGGCACUGGGCACCCCUUGGAGUUCAAUAUAAAGGUGGUUCUGCAUAUUUCAGGAGGAUGAUAAAUUCAGUGACAUGCCUCUACAUUUCCAAAAUUAGUUUCACUAUUCUGAGCUCAGUAAAGAGAAUCAAUACAGUUGGUUCCUGCUUCCAUUAAAAAAAAAAAAAGGAAAUAAUAAUCGCUGUAAACUUUUAAACUCCUAACAUACAGCAAUUUUUGUAUCCAAACUGUUUACUGUUAUGUGCCAAAAAAUAUGAGAUCAGGAUCGAGGGCAGGAUGGAACGUGCCACCUGCGAAGAGGCAGCUCCGAUAACAAUAAUAAAAUCUACUUGGGAAUGUUUCCAGGAGAAUCAAAAACUAAACCCAAAUGGGCCGAGAGGUUGUUCAUAAAUUACUCUCAUCAAAUGCUGCUGUUAAAAACAGCCCUGCUUAGGGCAAAAAUAUAAUCAGUAGAAACUGGCGCUUUAGCUGUGCUGCUUGGCAAAGUCUCAUCUAAAGCUUAUAUUAGAAUUCCAGACGCUUUCCUGCCAUAGUUCUAUAAUUAAAUAAACCUAUUCGUUGCACAACCAGUUUAGAACCCCACCCACCGCUAGCAGCAAGAGCAUUCGGAGAUUAGAGACUCUAAGGCACCAUAACCACCACAGUGUAUUGUACAAGUAUCUGUAGUGCUUAUAUUGCAAGGACUUCCUAAAAUUUUGGUCUGUUUUUUGAAUUUGUGGUGGUCAUCCACCCCCAAAAGCCUGCUCCUCCUGUCAUUGUACUCCCCUACUCUGUUAGCACUAUCCCAUACUGAUGAUUAGCUCCUGGGUUGGGAAGUAUAAAUUGUUGUGUUGCGUGCAAACCUAGGUGUUCGCUAAACACAUUAUUGAAAAAUGUACGGGAAAAAUCGCUCAUUUGGAAAAAAAAAAUUACUUCAAACCAACUUUAGUCACAGCUUGGCUAUAUUGGUAUUAUGCUGGAAAUCCGGUUUAAUACAUGUCCAGUUGUCUGGGGUGGAGAUCAUUGGGGGGGGGGGGGCUGUGUGUGUGUGUAUGUGUGUGUAUAUAUAUAUGUAUGUAUGUAUGUAUGUAUAAUUGUUUUUUUUUUUUUUUUCAUCUGUUACAACUCUGGUCUGUAAUUGCUUUUAUGAAUAACUGUUUGGCGUGAGUUAUUCGAUGGAGGUGUAACUCUUGUUUUAUGUGUGAAGUUUAUACAUAAAGUGUAACUGGAUUCCAUCAUUGAGGUGCUAAAUGGAAAGCAAUUUGCAAAAAUCUAUUUUAUGUAACUGUAAUGUACGCUGCAUUCAUCCCUACCCCUCCGAAUCUGUAAUGUCUAGACUCAAGCUUUGGUGUAAAAUCUGUAUCUCUUGGUGAUAAUUAAUGGAAUAGAAAUGAUUAAAAAUAAAUGUUUUUAAAUUCUCAACAUAAUGCUUGCUUCUGCCAUCCCUUAAUGACCGGUUUAGGAAAAUACAAUUAUGUAAUUCUGCCUGUGCUGGUUAGUGUUUACUUGUUCAGCUGGCUUCCUGACUUAACAGCAUCCUUAAAGAGAUAUUUUGAACACCUUAAACACUGCAGCUUAUUGUAAUAGUUAUGGUGCAAAAAUACUUUUUUGAUGCAAUUCCUAAAAGUUUUGUCAAAACAUUUUAAAGCAAAAUGACAACUGUUGAAAGUUUCCCUGGUUUCCAUAGCCAACCCCCCUCUGCCCCUGAGGGUGUAGAGAAUCUGACUUCAAUCAUUUUUGCAGUGCCGAAAGCGUUGCCUGCAAUUUGGCGUGACCAACCAGUACAAAUCCUGUGGCUAGAAAAUGCAGAAGAGAAACUUUCUCAUUACCAAGUUAGUGGCAAUUUGACAAAGAAAAUAGGAUGGGAGGAAACCUUGCAUAAUGACACCCUAACUAUUACAAUAAAAUACAUUGGAUUUGGUGCUUGGAGUGUCCCUUUAAAUGCAAUAUGUAUUGAGUGUUUCUCACUAAAGUAGCCAUCAAGCACUAUUUAGCACUUGGGACUCAAACUAUCAUGUGUACUAAUUUAAAGUGGAACUGUCACCACCUGGGCACUUUGCAAAUUAUACAAAGACCCCAGACAAUGACAUCGCUGCUGGGGGUCCGGUUGCCUCGCGGCGCCACCAUCCUCUUCUGCUCCUGACACUUCAUGCGCAAGAGCACAGCAUCAAGAUUUGUGGAGAGUCCUGCUUUACCGCGGGAUCCUCCAUAGAUGUAGCUGAUUUACCGUCGGGGUGGUAUUGACACUUGUUGAUGGUGUGGUAGCUCUGCCCAGUGUCUGGAAGGGUCAGGCGUAGAAAUAAAUUCUACUUUGCUUUUUGUCUGGGUUUUUUUUUUUUUUUUCAGGGCAAGGUCCUCUGCUUAUAGAUUUGAAACCAAAACCAAUUUCUGAUCUCUAUUAUCCUAUCUGUUUAAAGGGACAAAACAAGUACUCCAUUUACAUCUGCUUAUUGUGCAGGUUACUUGCAAAGAAGUUGCCUUGUCCCCCAUCUUCCCCAUAUUUUGUGACCAUAAUUUGUACUGUCUACAUCCUCUCUAUGGAAAUCCUGUGCUACAGCUUUAAAUAGUUGCUUCUGGGAGAUAUACUUACACACAAUACACAUUUUACAAAGAGUUUUUCACUAAAACCUAUUCCCUGGCACAUGUUCUCUAUUAAUCCAUUAUCUUUGUCUCUAGAUAUCUCCUGGAACAAGACUUCCCUGGCAUGAGGAUUGGCCCAGAACCCACCACAGAUUCCUUCAUUGCGGUGAUGCAGGGUGAUGUGGAGGGGGUUGUCCCAGGCAAUGCACUCGUGGUGGAUCCCAAAAAACCUUUUAGAAAACUGAAUGCUUUUGGAAACGCCUUCUUAAACAGGUCAGUGUGACGUUAGACUCAGGAUGUUAUGAUUCUAGCUUUAUUUAAGGGCUCCUGGAAUGGGCAUCAGCUGGCAGGAAGGAAAACUCAGCGUUUAUGGUAAAUGCCGAAUGACCGUAGACUCUGUCCCCUGCCUGCCUAAUUAUGGUUAUGGUUGGCAGUCUUUCUUUGUUUUAUAUGAUCUAUUCUCAUUAACUGUAUACUCCACAGACCUGUAUUAAGGGGCAUAAUACCACUGAACAUGUUAAAUGGCCAAUAAGGGAAACGUUUGGUUAAGGGGCGCAUUGUGGGUUGCACUGACAUGGACGGUUUUAGCUAGUGAUGAUUUAUGUAACUGAAAAGGUAAUUUAAAAAAAAAAGAAGAUAAUUUACACCAACUUCUUUCUAAUAACAUUUACCAAAAUGUCCAUUGUGAGCGCAAAGGAAAAGAGGAAUAGAAGGGUAAAAAAGUGACAGAGGGGCCUGGGUCCCAAAGAAUGACUAUUCUUCCUGUGUAGGGAAACUUGGGAGUUAUUGAGGGGUUAAAAAGGGGAAUGGGAUGCUCCAAUGGGAACUGCCUGGUGUUCUAGAACCGUUCAUGAUUUCCACGUAGAUCAUAGGCUGAGGGUUUUUUUUAUUUUAUUUUUUAUUUUGUCAGAUCAAGGAUUUCUGUGAAUAAUUAAUUAUAAGAUGUUGGCCAUUAUUAGAUGUUAGAUGUUUAACAUUCAUAGGUGUAGACUUUCCUUUUUAACCACUUUUGUUUUCAGAAUAUGGUGUCUGAAUCACGGUUAUUUACUAAAGUGAGAAUUGUCUUGAAUUUAAGAUUGGCUGAAUUGGAAAAAUCCUUGAAAUCAACUAUUAUUCCAAUUCAGCUAUUCUAGUCUAAAAUGUGAAAUUCAGGGUGCAAGAGAAUACUGAGAACGGACACCUCAAGCAGCUUGCCCUUCGGUGGGUCCCGGUCAGGUCUUAAGCUGGUUUUAGCUCCUCUUGUGAGAUCCUGAACCCUUUGCAUAUCAGACUUAUUCUUCCCAAAAGGCGUUCCCUAUGUGAAAUGCAGGCUGGCUCUUGCUGCACGAGGGCACAGUAACCCCAGACGAUAGUUUCAGUCUUGUUCGGCUUCGUCAGGGAGGUAUAGCCAAUACUCCUUCAGGCACCGUGAGGAAGAGGUCCACGUCUGGAUCACCCUUUUAUCUUACUGCUCUUUUGGGUGGGAUCCAUCUUCUACGCAAAGGGUUUAGGUUCUCUCUGUAAUAGCACAAGAUGAGCCUAAACCAGCUUGAGAUCUGAGCAGGGACCCACCGAAGGGUCAGGUAAUAAAGCUUUUGUCUGUUCUCAGGGUAUUCUCUUGCACACGGUCUUUUUGCUCUCCCAAACUUUAUAUCAUAUAGUAAAUAGCCUUGCAUGCCAAACAACUUUCCUAUUUUUGGAAGGAUAGUGCUGAUUUCUGGGUCCUGUCUCUCCGUCCUAACUUUGAUCUAUGAUGUCCCCAAAAAGCAAUGUGCAAAUGCAUCAUUAGAAGCUUUUGUGUUUUGCUCAGGGUAGAAGGACCUUGCAGAGAUCACUGAACCAGUGUCUCCUGCUUGUUCCACCCUUGGUGGGUUGGCCUGUUUCUUCUGUUCUCUUGUCAGUACCUACGAUCGCUUUUGUUUUUUGAAAACUUACGACAAUGGUAUUUGAAGUGUAUACAUUUGUGCACUGCGUGCAUUAAUUUGCUUCAUUCUAUCUGUUUUUAAUAUUUGAAAAUUCUUUACAGCAAAACAUACCAGGUCAUACCCCCGAACAAAGGAAGUGGGUCAGUGACACAAAUAGCGUUACUGGAACCACUUAGAGGAGGAAUUAUCCCACCCACUGGCACCAUGCUUUAUGGGAUGCCGAUGUUGGUGGCAUGACCCUGUAUGUUUCGCUAGAAAGAAUUCUCAAAAGUUAGAAAACAAACUACAUGAAUUCAUGUAUAUAAUGCACAAAUACUUACAACUGAAAUAUUACUGUCUUGUGUUUUCUCAAAAAACACUGUAGGUACAGACAAUCCGAACUGACACUAUAAAUAUAGUGCGGUAUGAAUAAUGUUAUCAGGCUAGAUCUGUUGAUGAGCUUAACUGCACACUGACUCUCCUGACUUGGACUAUAGGCAGUGGUAAUCCUAUUUUUUUUAAUUUUAUUUAUUUUUUUGCCUUUAACUGGUUUCCAAAUAUAGAUCUACAUGCUGGACAAAAACACAAUGAUAGUAAAUAGAAUAAAACACAUUUGAUAAAAUGCUUUUUGGCAAGCAUUCUUAAUAUGUCAGCCUGGUUACUAUUACGGUCUUUAGCAACAUGGUAUUCACAUGCUACCCUGUACAAGGUAUGGGCAGGCCCUCUUAGGAUUCCCAGGCAGCCAUGCCAUGAGCAGUGUACUUCACAGUAGCUGGAUGGCAGCAUCUUUGUGGACCAAGUAGGCAGUAUUUUUAUUUAAACUUUUACUGAAAAUUAGGAUUCCACAAAAUUAAUGAAAACUGUACAGCUACUGAUAGAUGCUGGCUGACAGCCAAUAUGGAAAAAAUGAAAUGUUGAUGAGUGGGAAAAAAUCUAAUGUUUGCCUAUUUGCUAUUUUUUUCAACUAGACUUUCUACAACAUUAACGCUCUGGUAGAGUUUAUACCGCUCACAUGACGUGUUUCUAAGAUCUGGGUCACUGUUCGGACAGGCUGAUGAAAGGUCUCUCUGAGAGGAGAACUGUGGCUAGUUUCUAAUGGCUUAAACUUGUGUUCGAAUCCCGAGAGACAUGUAUUCUGGGAAAACGCUUGCUUCCCCUGGCAACCCUUCUUCAGCGCUGUGACAAUGUAACUUUUCGCACUCUGCUCAUUAUUAAUCGCAGUGAAGUGUGAGGUCAGGGUUAUAGAAAUCUCUGCUGUGGGUUUCCUGGACACAGCCUGGAUACUUGUAACGGAACUGCUAAUUGCACUUUCAUAAAACAUAUUACAGCAGGAUAUACUGCAAGGUAAAUCUAAUAUUAGUAGGAGUUAUUACUCAAUGCCUCUUAUAUAGGGGAAUAUUCACUAAACUGUGAAACUCACAGCCACGUUAACCCAAACUGUCUGCUUUGUUCAACUGUUUCCAAGUCCACCUCAAAACUUCUCUUCUUAAAGAGCCCCACAAUUCAUUUAAUAAACUCCUUAAAGUGCUAUAAUUAUCUGGAAAAAAAACGACCCUGCUUGUAUCUUCCAUUUCCACCUGCCAUGCUAGUCUUCCACAACCUCAUAUAUCUGCCUUGGGAUCCUCCCCUCCACCCCCAUCUGUUAACCCUUUACUUUGUAUGUGUGCUGAUGGGAAUCUGGAAAAGGAGUGUUUGCGUUUUUUUUUAUUUUUUUUUUUACAUUUUGGCACGGCCUGCCAGUUCCCCUCGAAGGUCCUCUCCCCUUCUAAACAGCAGCCAUUGGUGUAAUGUUUUAGAAAUGUAAUCAGUUCCUUUUGUUAGUAAUAUGUUCCACAAGCAAUGCUUCUGUGAGAACAAUAGGAUAUUUGCAGAGUACUUAUUUAACACGGUUCUCAUCCGGUAUGCUGGAGACAGCUUUAGUUACAAUUCAAACAUUAAUCCUAACAUUCCGCACGUAUUUGUUAUAACUAUGCUGAGACUAAUAACUUGUGAUUGACAAGAACGUUGAUUUAAAGGGACUCGAUCAUUUACAAAAUGUGGAUAUACCUUCCAGUAGGUAGAUUUAUAUUCAAUACACGCAGGCGAUCAGUUUACAUGCAAUCUACAUAUACGUACUUACCGAAUGUAAAGAAUCCUGCAAUGUCUGGUACACACAUCAACGUACAUUCAUUACCAGCAUCUGCCCUUCUAUUUUAUACAUGACCUAUAUACUGGUGCAUUAUAUAAAAUAAUUCAUUUUAAAUUAUCUGCUCUACAGAAUGGGACAUUGUAAUGUGUCCUGGCAGUCUUCAGUUGCAAUGAAGUAUUUGGUCUAGCAGAAGGAUAGCUCCGCAGUAUCCUCUCUAAACUGAUUUAGUGCAUUGCUCUUGGGUCAGAAUACAGAGGAUUUAGGGGUGAGGUGUGGUUGUAAUCAGAAAUUCCUUACACCCAGCCAGUAACUGGUCAUUUACACAUUUCAACCUAUUUUAGUAGCACAAUCAAUUGAUGCACAUUUGUAUCUAAUGUGCUGUUUAGAGAUCUGUUUUUUUUUUUGUUUUUUGUUUUUUUUAAAUGGGCAUUAAAUGUACAAUUUCUUCCAGUUAUGCUUUUCAUUUCAUGUCUUUUCGUUCUCUGUUUGCAGGUUCGUCUGUGCACAGCUACCAAAUCCUGUACUCGAGAGUAUCAGCGUGAUUGACACUCCUGGGAUACUUUCUGGGGAGAAACAGAGGAUAAGUCGAGGUAGGAUUGUGUUUUGGCAUUUAUAAGCCCAGCACAUAUCUGCAAUAGCCACCAUGACAUCUCUACGCUUACAAUGUCUGACUGUUAGGAGCUGCAGUCUGAACAGAUAGUCCCAUUACUGAAUCUAUUAUAAAUCUGUAAAUUCUAUUCUAAAACCUGUUAAAUUCCUUCUAGAAGCUGUUCUGAAUUUGGCAAAUUAAUUGAUUAUGACAUCUGACGGAGCACAUAAGGGAUCCUAAAUAAUGUUGUGUGUUUUUUUGUUUUGUUUUUUUUGUUUUGUUUUGUUUUAUGGAAGCUUUAUGGAAUAUACUAAGAUGAUGACCCUUGUUCCAAAAAAAAAAAAAAGCCUGUCUUUUUGUAGUGUGCUAAAUUUGUCAGAUAUAACAGCCGUUCUGGGGAGGCUUGAGUCUCCCAAACCCCGUCUUUCAGAAUGUGUGUGCAGUACGAAGACUAUAAGACCUAUAUUCAAAAGAAGAAAAACUACCACAACGAGAGGACAUAGUCUUAAAUUAGAGGGGCAAAGGUUUAAAAAUAUCAGGAAGUAUUACUUUACUGAGAGGGUAGUGGACGCAUGGAAUAGCCUUCCAGGGACUAAUGAAAGUAUCUAGAAAAUUGGGCAGACUAGAUGGGCCAAAUGGUUCUUAUCUGCCGUCACAUUCUAUGUUUCAGAAUUCUUCCAUAAAGCCUGUAUGGAGGUCUGUCUUGGGUGAGAAGCUAACUAAACAUGACCUAUACUACUUUUUAUUGCAAGAAUUGAUCAAAUCCCUAAAGCACAAAAUCUAAACCUAGACAAUUUGGAUAGUUCUACAUAGAAGCUGUUUGCCAUGCUUCCAUCCUCAUAUUUCUCCACCUACACUGUACAUCUGCAGUACAGUACUACUAACACAUCCGUUAAGUUAUAGACCAUUUUUCAAAGAGCUUUAUAAGGAUAUGUAAAGUAUUUCUGAUGACCGAGCCGCUACAAUCAGUCUGUGACACCUUUAACUUGGAGUAAAAUUUCCGCCAAGAAGUGGGCAAUCUAUAGUGGAAGACUUGAUUUGCCCUCUAUCGUUGAUGCUAUAGGAAUGGCUCCUUGGAGAGGGCAACGUACCAAAACAAACAGUAAUUUUAAACCAACGUUCUAAAAUUGGAGUAAUUACCAGGGGAUAUUUUCACUUCUUAAAAUUAACUCUGUGUAGUUUGGUUUAGCUGAGGUAAUAACCAGGCUUUAAGUGGAGGUAUAUGGUUCAGUGUUGUAACGGACCGUUUCUCUCACAAGGGGAUAAAAUCCGUUUAGGCGAUAAUCCCCUUUCCCAUAGACCAGCAGCUAUUGCAAUCACCAACCUCCCGAACUCCAAACUGUACGAAUCCCCAACUCACGAACAAGAAAUACACGAACUCUGGAAGCAGCCGAACAGGAAAAGCAAUACGAACGGCUUACACUCCUGGCAGUCAGCACACAAUCCAAUUCCCCCAAUAACGAGACGACACUUCGUUUUGAGGGUUAAGCAGAAUCUCCAGAUUUAUUCACACAACCUCCUUUUAAGACAUUCUCCCAUGCAAGGGAGGGAUCCACAACAAUUAGUACCCCAGCCAAUAAUGUACCAGUUACCUCCCACACAUCUCCUCCCCUUAGUGUGACACAUAAUCCCAUUAGUACAGACACAAAUUCCCUGGGAUACUGGAUGUACCCCUAAACAUAGGAAUACCCCUUUAAAUGUUACAUCCCCUGGUAACCCUGAUCUGGGUGAGACACAUAUCCAAAAAUCACCCAGAUCGGACCAGGGGUUCAGGAAUUAUAAAGGGUUAAAGUUUUGACCGACUGCAUGGCAAAAGUAUCCGAAAAUAGUUCCAUGUACUUUGGCCCUGCAGACGGUCACAGAAAAGGGAAUGAAUCACACGAAUUGCCUGGGUUAUAGAGCUUGGGGAGGAUUCGUAUGAAUCCCCCUGUUCGUGGGAUCCUUUCUACCGAACGGCGGGCCGUUCGGUAGUUUCUGCACGAAUUGCUGGAAGUCUGGAGGUCUCAGCGGUGUUUGCUUAGUCAAGUGUCCGAUUUUAGUUCCAGACACUCGACGGCAAAACACCGCUGUUCGGGAGUUUAAGAUGGCCGCCGCCACGUGUUCGUUUCCCGAAUGGCGGCCACCCAGAGGACACAACACACAUUACACAUAUUGCCAAUUACCCAUUUGCAACAUUGUUGCAAACGGUAAUUGGAGGCACACUUACUCCCGGGUGGUCUGGUUGUUCGGUAGUUUCACCCAAUAUAAUGAAUGAAGUGAUUCUAUCGAACAAUCAGGGGAAUGCUGCAUUCACCUAACACUUUAUACCGAACAUAUAAUAUUAAAUACAGCCUGAAUGCAAUUUGCUACACAGUCUUAAAAAGGCAUUAUUCCUAACAGGCAGAAUAUGUUCACGGAUGGCCCUUAAAGGGCCAGUAGCAGCAAUAUAAGAAUGUCACAUGCCCAAAUAUUGCAUACAAAAGUACGAAUUCACAAGGGGCCAUAGUCAGAUGGCAGGAGGCUGGCAACCAGGCUUCUCCAGUGCAUAGUGGCGAGGUUGGUUUCGCCACACUUCUCCCCUUUACCAAUCAGAGCCUGUGGGGUGUCAGUAUGUUCAAACUGGACAUUGGAGCCUGUGGGGGGUCAGUAUGUUCAAACUGGACAUUGGACCAUGAGGGUGUCAGUAUGUUCAAACUGGACAUUAGAGCCUGUGGGUGUCAGUAUGUUCAAACUGGACAUUAGAGCCCGGGGGUGUCAGUCUGUUCAAACUGGACAUUAGAGCCUGUGGGGUGUCAGUAUGUUCAAACUGGACAUUGGACCAUGAGGGUGUCAGUAUGUUCAAACUGGACAUUGGAGCCUGUGGGGUGUCAGUAUGUUCAAACUGGACAUUUGAGCCUGGGGGUGUCAAUAUGUUCAAACUGGACAUUGGAGCCUGUGGGGUGUCAGUAUGUUCAAAUUGGACAAUAGAGCCUGUGGGGGGUCAAUAUGUUCAAACUGGACAUUGGAGCCUGUGGGGGGUCAAUAUGUUCAAACUGGACAUUGGAGCCUGUGGGGUGUCAGUAUGUUCAAACUGGACAUUGGAGCCUGUGGGGGGUCAGUAUGUUCAAACUGGACAUUGGACCAUGAGGGUGUCAGUAUGUUCAAACUGGACAUUAGAGCCUGUGGGUGUCAGUAUGUUCAAACUGGACAUUAGAGCCCGGGGGUGUCAGUCUGUUCAAACUGGACAUUAGAGCCUGGGGGUGUCAGUAUGUUCAAACUGGACAUUGGACCAUGAGGGUGUCAGUAUGUUCAAACUGGACAUUAGAGCCCGGGGGUGUCAGUAUGUUCAAACUGGACAAUAGAGCCCGGGGGUGUCAGUCUGUUCAAACUGGACAUUAGAGCCUGGGGGUGUCAGUAUGUUCAAACUGGACAUUAGAGCCUGGGGGUGUCAGUAUGUUCAAACUGGACAUUAGAGCCCAGGGGUGUCAGUAUGUUCAAACUGGACAUUAGAGCCCAGGGGUGUCAGUAUGUUCAAACUGGACAUUAGAGCCCAGGGGUGUCAGUAUGUUCAAACUGGACAUUAGAGCCCAGGGGUGUCAGUAUGUUCAAACUGGACAAUAGAGCCCGGGGGUGUCAGUAUGUUCAAACUGGACAUUAGAGCCCAGGGGUGUCAGUAUGUUCAAACUGGACAUUAGAGCCCAGGGGUGUCAGUAUGUUCAAACUGGACAUUAGAGCCUGGGGGUGUCAGUAUGUUCAAACUGGACAUUAGAGCCCAGGGGUGUCACUAUGUUCAAACUAGACACUGGAGAAGUUAAUUAGCUAUGUGUUGUCCUGUUGCAGGUGUGGACCUGCAGCAUUUUAGACUCUAUUGUCUAGUAAUUGCUGUGAGUUUCGAAUUAUAAAUGUCACAAUCCUGUGUUAGGCAAGCAGUGACUCAAUAGCUCUUAUUUAUUUAUUAUAUCAUUAAUAUUAAAGACAUACAAUACAUCUUUUAACAAAUUAAGAUACAUGCAUUUGGUAAAAGCACAGCAGACAGUGCCAAGGCACUCAAUCAUUAGCUGGUUUUACUGCCACAGCCUGACGGCCAGGGGAUCCAUAAAAUAUGACAUAUACCUGCACUUUGUUACAUAGCAGGUAAGUAACUCAAUUUAACCUAUACACUGUCUUUAAAGCAAAUGCAUAGGUCAAAUUAUCCACUUAUCUGGUUAUUUACAAAAAAAAUUAAGUGUAGCCAUAACCUCCUGCUAUCGCGCCAAGCAAAGCAUUGUGGGAUGUCGCUUUCCCUAAUGUGGAUAGUUAUUCUAGAGCUGUUAGUCUCUGGUGCAGUGCUAACCAGUCAAUAUCACAGCAUGAGGAAUAACCGUGAAAGUUCAAUUGCAUUUUUAUUUAGCUGUCUUUCCUCCCAUAAAGAACACACUGAUCCCCCCCCCCCAAUGCAAUUUUAGCUCAUGUUAGAAUCUGGAACACGAUGGCAGCCAUGUAUAAGUGAUAAUUUGGCACUGCUAGAAUAACUUGUGUUUUAUCUUUCUGAAUCACCUUCCACUCUAACAUUUAACAUGUUUUCCAAGGUCGGAAAUCCACCAGAUUGUAAUACUUAUAUAAAGCAGCAUUAUUUUUCCAACAGCUCCUAUUAAAUAGAUCUCUGCUAUUUUAUUAAUAAACAAAAUGCAACAUCAGAAUCCUGGAAAAUACAAUCUGCUGUUGCCUAAUUUCCCAUAAUAGAAUCUUUUUUCCCUAAAUAUACACAUAAACAAAUCUGUGUCAGCACAUUUAGUGACUGAAUGAAAAAAAAACUAACUUUUCACCCAACAUCUUUAAAAGAUCUAAGACGUAAAAGUGCCUAUCACAGUUUGUGAAAUUCGAAUCCAUGCACUAAAUACAGAGAUGAAAUAUUUAGCUGGAGGGAAGAUGUUACGGCUGAGUGCAGUCGCCAAGCAAUGGCUGAAACAUCUGGAGCGGCGCAGGCUGCGCAGGGCGAGCUGGGUUAGACCGGAGUAUACAUUGUAUCUGCUAUUGUGGUUAUAUGGUACAAUUACCGUCCUGUCCAACCGUGUUUAAAACAACUACAUGAAUGGGAAAUACACAGACAAAACAAGCAUUUAGCUACUGCCAAGACAUUCCUGAAAAAACUGUUUAAAUGGCAGGAGAGAGAGCCGGCUUUGCCUACUGACUGCGGAGAUUUUUAAGUCUAAUUAGUAGCAUCUUGUUGGGUUUUGAAGUCAUUAAAUGCAAUAGCACCUUUUCAUUAUAGUCCUAUAGAUCAGUGUUCCCCAACCCAGUCCCCAUGGACCACCAACAGUCCAAGUUUUGUCAGUAUCUCUAUUGGAAUAAAACAGGGACACACAUAAAUGCUGGGCUGUUUGUGGUCCAUGAGGACUGGGUUUGGAAACACUGCUAUCGAUGAUCUGCAAACAGGGAAUAUUUGGGUAGGUUUGUUAUUCUUGGGAUCGCAAGAGGCAAAAUUCUCAAAAAAAGAACAGUCGCCAUGAAAACCAACAGAAAGUCUCUAAACAUGUAGCACUAGACCCCAUAACAAUAAAAAUCAAAAUCGAAAAAUGUAUAAUUUCGAUAACCAUCAAAUAUAGAUAAUAACAAUGGGCAUUAUACGUUAUGACUUUCAGCCAAUGAGGUGUCAAAAAGUGCUUCACUGUGUUUUUAGCAUAAGAUCAGUCAGCGUGAUAAAACAGGUCUGGAUAUGUUUAGUUGUAAAAUGUGCUCACUAUUUAAUUAACAACCACUGCCUAAUGGGAUUACUCCUAGUUUCACUGAGAAUACUUUUUAUUAUCAGAGAUAGUUAUGGAGGUUAUUUAAAGGAAACAUGUUUUUAAAUGAACUGUCUUUAACCCCUUAAGGAUUUAGACAAAUGUACACGUCAAAAUAAAACGUAAAAAAAACCUGGAAUUUGCGCUAUAUAUCUGUUCAGGAUUAAUUCGCCUCUUUCAUAUUAUGUGCACCCACCCUUAUAUAUCAUUUUCUUCAGGGCUUUCAUUUUAUAUCACAUUUUUAGCUAUGAAACGUAAUUUAAUAUGAAUAAAAUAUUUUUUUAAAGUGAGAAAUUAAGAAAUGUAGGUUUUUUUUACUUCUGUAUGACAUUUUUAACUGUGAAUGUCAUAAUACUGUUUGCUUUUACUGCAAUAAAAUACGCAUAUUUGUAUUCAGCGAUGUCUCACGUGUAAAACAGUACCCCCUAUGUACAGGUUUUAUGGCGUUUUGGGAAGUUACAGGGUCAAAUAUAGCAUUUUACAUGUUUCAGUUUUUUUCAUAUUGAAAUUCGCCAGAUUGGUUACGUUGCCUUUGAGACCCUAUGGUAGCCCAGGAAUGAGAACUACCCCCAUGAUGGCAUACCAUUUGCAAUAGUAGACAACCCAAGGUAUUGCAAAAGGGGUAUGUCCAGUCUUUUUUAGUAGCCACUUAGUCACAAACACUGGCCACCCCAUUUGCAAUACCUUUGGUUGUCUACCAUAGGGUCUCAAAGGCAAAAUAACCAAUCUUGCGAAUUUCAAUGUGAAAAAACUGAAAUGCAAACCUUAUAUUUGACUCUGUAACUUUUGAAAACACCAUAAAACCUGUACACGAGGGGUACUGUUAUACUCAGGAGACUUCACUGAACACAAAUAUUAGGGUUUCAAAACAGUAAGACGUAUCACAACAAUUAUAUUUUCAGUGUAACUGCCAUUUGUGUGUGAAAAAUGCAAAAAAUUUCACUUUCACUGACGAUAUCAUCGUUGUAAUACAUUUUACUGUUUUCAAAAGUUACAGGGUUAAAUAUAGUGCUAGCAAACUGAAUUCCUUGGACUUGGUUGUCAGGCAGGUCCCGCAAAUUGUAAUUAAUAAAAUGACCUAAUUAUGUAAAAUUAUUACAUAAAUAUAUAUGUAGAAUUAUAUAUAUAUAUAUAGAAAUAUAUAUAAUUUUUUUUUAUUAUUAUUUAUAUAUAGGUGUGUAUAUAUAUAUAGUGGUAUAUAUGUAUCUACGUAUAUAUAUAGAUAUAUAUAUUAUUUCGUUCUACGUGUAUUUUGACAUUAAUAUAUAUAUAUAUUAAAGGGAUACUCCAGGCACCCAGACCACUUCUGUCCAUUGGAGUGGUCUGGGUGCCAACUCUCACUACCCUUAACCUUGCAACUGUAAAUAUUGCAGUUUUCAUAAACUGCAAUAUUUACAUUGCAGGGUUAAGUCCUCCCCUAGUGGCUGUCUACUAGACAGCCACUAGAGGGACUUUUGUGUUCAUAGAACAUGAAAAGUGUGUUAUACAACGCUGGACGUCCUCACGCUCCAGUGUCGCCUAAAUCCCCAUAGGAAAGCAUUGUAUAAUGUUUUCCUGAGGGGAGGUCCAAUGCGCAUGCGUGGCCUAUUGCCGCGUACGCGCUUUAGGUCUCCCCCGCAGGCUGACGUUGGCGGGGGAGGAGAGUAGGCGGAUCCUGACCCAGCGCCGAGGAACAUUGGCGCUGGACUCCUGUAAGUCACUGAAAGGAUUUUGACCCCUUCAGCAACUUGGGAUGGGGGGUUGGAGGGAGAGGGGCACUGCAGGAAUCUGCAGUGCCAGGAAAACGAAUAUGUUUUCCUGGCACUGGAGAAUCCCUUUAAUAUUAAAAUACACUUACACAGUGUAAGUGUAUGUGUGUAUAUAUAUACUUAGAUCAUAUAUAUAUAUAUAUACUAUAUAUGAUCUAAGUGUUUAUUUUAAACUGUUUUUAAAACUUUUAUUUUACUUUUUUCAGACAGCAGGGGGAAUACCUGUAAUUACAGGCACUCCCACUGCUGGCACUGCUGUGGAUGCCUAUGCCAUCCAUGUGAUCGUUACGUCCUCGCAAGGACCUUAUGAUCACAUGUCCCAGAAGGGCCGGAACGGCAACAGGGAGACUCCCGGGCAUGGCAGGUAAGUCCCCCCACCGUGAUCGCCAGCGAGCGGGUAAGUACAUAGGAACAGCAGGGACGUGCUAGAGCCGGGUCCCCAAGGACGGCAUAGCACACCCAAAGUCCUUAAGGGGCUAAUGGUGCCCUCCUAUUGCGUCAAUCUAUUUGCUGCCCCUGAUCUGCCUCCUCGACUGUCUCACUUUAUGGGGAAAGAUUGUGAUUGUCUCAGAACACCACUUCUGAUGAUGUCAGCAUACAGAGGCAGUUCAGGGGCAGAGCCGGCAGCUUCAGACUUGAAUACAAGUAAGAUUUUACUAUAUUUAGGGAAGCUAGGGGAGGCCAAGGGGGCUAGAUUGUGGUUUUAAAAUGAUAGGGUCAGGAAUACAUGUUUGUGUUCCUGACCCUAUAGUUAUCCUUUAAUUAAUACAAGGGCCCUCCAUUUUGGGAAUCCAGGUCUGAAUAUAUGAGGCAGUGUUACAUGAGGCAUGCGGAGGGACUCACAGCGAGUAGGGCUAAGCCCCAAUCUCAUAUCAUUACUGAUUUUAUCAAUCUGUUACACUGGGGGUUUGUUCCAAACUGGAGACAAAAUCCUCAGUAGAAGCCAUAAUUUACUUAGCAAGUGACCAAACUAGAUUUAUAAAGCAUUUUUUAUUGAUAAGUAAAAGCAAUGCUGUCAAUCCAGUACUUCUGGUAGCCUUUGGCUGACUGUUGCCCCCAAGCUUAGAAACACAGUGGCCAUUAUAUUCCGGAAUUAGCAGAAGGUCUGCCCAGAAUUAUCAAUCCCUAGAGGUGGAAAGGUCACAGAGCUUCAGGCAGAUCAUUCCGAGGGGCCACAUUUUACUAGACACAGAAUAGAAGCUACUUUGUCAAACCGGGUGAAAACAUUUUGACACAUAUCCGAAUUUAGUGUCCUAAGACUCUUUCCACCAUACAUUAGUCUCAGCUAUAAAAGCUACGGUAUAGAAUACAAAUAGAGCAGGGAUCCAGCUUGUAUCACUAAAACAUAAAUAUAAAAUACAACAUAGUGUGAUAUUGUUAUAGCCUUGUUAAUCGCCCAACGCUUUAAGGUUACAAUCACAGAUUGAUGGUAUAAGAAAAGCCUUCAGGGUGCCUCCCCUCUGAUUAGGGGUGGGGGUAUGUCCUGCUGUUGGUAGUAACGCCAAUCUGGAAAUGGUUGGAUAUAGAAAAUGGAUCCAUUUAUUGACAUAUAAUUAAAUUAAUAGUAUAUAAAAAAUAUUUUUUUUAAACGGUCCUACGCGUUUGUUGGGGUUGCAGUCUGCUGUGUAAACGAGGAUCCUCCACCUCUAGUCUUUGAAGCAGGAUGCCUUGUUUCUUGUGGCACAUUGCUCAUCUUCCUCUCAUAGCCAUGUUUUGACAUUUGUCUGUUUUUAUGACUGAGAAGCGUAAUUUGUGCUCCAUGUUUGCAUUUUCUAUUUUUGCUUUACGUCCACCUGCGUCAUUCUUGCCGCCAUGACUGGAAUCCUAUUUAUUUAGGCAUGUCUGCUCUCUAAGAAACACUUUCUGUCCACUCAUCAUGCAACAUCUACAGAUCUUGUUUUAACACCAGUUUCUCUUACGUUCAGUGUGUCCAGAGUCUCCUGGUCCUGAGUCACUUUUAUUGUACUCUGACCUAGCCCUGGUGAUUCUCCUGUCUGUCCGUCAAUCGGGAUAUAUAAACUCAUAUCCUCAGUUUUCCAGCCCAGGGAUCUGAUAAUUAAUGAGAACUAGAUUUACAUUCAGUUAUUAAGCAGUUCUCCCAAUGCUGAGAUUACCCACGAGACAGAACAUUAAUACCUUUAAUUACAUAUAGGAGUAAUAUAUGGAUUACAUUAAGAUAAAGAUAACAUCAACACAGUUAAAAUAACUAUACUUUCUUAGAUUGACAUUUGACUAUGUAACGGCUACCCUGGUGUAGAGAGGGUACCAGCCGUUAGGGACGUCCUUUUCUCCCUGGCAGUCGCUGUGUAGUGAUGGAGUCGCCUAUUCCCUUCUGCUGGAUCAGGAGUGGAAGCCAGGUGCAGCUCUGAAAAGAGCUAAGUGAUUAAGCUGCAGAGAUUCCCCUUUCAAGAACGAGACAUAGAAACAUAGAAACAUAGAAUGUGACGGCAGAUAAGAACCAUUCGGCCCAUCUAGUCUGCCCAAUUUUCUAAAUACUUUCAUUAGUCCCUAGCCUUAUCUUAUAGUUAGGAUAGCCUUAUGCCUAUCCCACGCAUGCUUAAACUCCUUUACUGUGUUAACCUCUACCACUUCAGCUGGAAGGCUAUUCCAUGCAUCCACUACCCUCUCAGUAAAGUAAUACUUCCUGAUAUUAUUUUUAAACCUUUGUCCCUCUAAUUUAAGACUAUGUCCUCUUGUUGUGAUAGUUUUUCUUCUUUUAAAUAUAGUCUCCUCCUUUACUGUGUUGAUUCCCUUUAUAUAUUUAAAUGUUUCUAUCAUAUCCCCCCUGUCUCGUCUUUCCUCCAAGCUAUACAUGUUAAGAUCCUUUAACCUUUCCUGGUAAGAUUUAUCCCGCAAUCCAUGAACCAGUUUAGUAGCCCUUCUCUGAACCCUCUCUAAGGUAUCAAUAUCCUUCUGAAGAUACGGUCUCCAGUACUGUGUACAAUACUCCAAGUGAGGUCUCACCAGUGUUCUGUACAAUGGCAUGAGCACUUCCCUCUUUCUACUGCUAAUACCUCUCCCUAUACAACCAAGCAUUCUGCUAGCAUUUCCUGCUGCUCUAUUACAUUGUCUGCCUACCUUUAAGUCAUCAGAAAUAAUCACCCCUAAAUCCCUUUCCUCAUAUGUUGAGGUUAGGACUCUAUCAAAUAUUCUGUACUCUGCCCUUGGGUUUUUACGCCCAAGAUGCAUUAUCUUGCACUUAUCCACAUUAAAUGUCAGUUGCCACAAUUCUGACCAUUUUUCUAGUUUACCUAAAUCAUUUGUCAUUUGGCUUAUCCCUCCUGGAACAUCAACCCUGUUACAUAUCUUAGUAUCAUCAGCAAAAAGACAUACCUUACCAUCAAGACCUUCUGCAAUAUCACUAAUAAAAAUAUUAAAGAGAAUGGGUCCAAGUACAGAUCCCUGAGGUACCCCACUGGUGACAAGUCCAAGCUUCGAAUAUAUUCCAUUAACUACAACCCUCUGUUGCCUGUCACUCAGCCACUGCCUUACCCAUUCAACAAUAUUUGAAUCCAAACUUAAAGAUUGCAGUUUAUUGAUAAGCCUUCUAUGUGCAACAGUGUCAAAAGCCUUACUGAAAUCUAGGUAAGCAAUGUCUACUGCUUCAAAACGUAGACAAGGCUACGUUUUGAAGGGUCAAGAAGAACUAAUGUUUAAUGACACACACUCUGCUUUUAUGAGAUUCUGCCCAUGCAAGGGAGACACCCACAUAAUUAGCAGAGUAACCAAUCCAUGCAAUAUAUAUUCGAUAAAUUCCCUCCCCUCAGAUAACCACAUAACAUAAUUAAAUAGGAACAGUUUUUCCCCAAAGUUUGGAUGUACCCCAAAUACUUGGGGUACAGACAUAAAUUUGGGAUCCCCAGAUAGCUUAUAGUUCAGGUACCAACAUAUGAAAAAAUCAGCUCAAUCGGUUCAGCCGUUCGGGAGAUAUAGGACUUAGAAAUUUUGACCGACUGCACGGGUACAGUAGCCGAAAACAGUUCCAUGAAUGCUGGCCCUGCAGUCGGUCUAAGAACGUGGGUAAAAACUCCCGAACGGCCGGCCAUCCGUAUCCCAUCCUGGGUUCGCUGAAAUCCCCAUCUGCUGUUAAUCCUUUCUACCGAACGCCCGGUCGUUCGGUAGAUUUGGUGACAUUUUCCCGAAGGUAUGGAGGUCUCAGCGGUGUUCGCCUGUUUGAGUGUCCGAUUUUAGUUCCAGACAUUCAUCGGCAAACACCGCUGUUCGGGAGUUAAAAUGGCAGCGAACACGUGUAAGUCCCGAAAUGGUGGCUGAGCUUACAGUUCCCAUAGCGUUCGUGCGGUUGAUUCGAAUACAGUGCCCAUCAACCAGGGAGGUAAAUUGGCCAUAAUUAGCAGUCAGGGUGGCCUGUUAAGGCAGGUAAGCAUUCGCAUGGUGAAUGUUUACAAAAAUACCGAACGGCUGUAUAAUCCAUUUGUCCUUUUGCAGGCAUACUGGGCUUGUUACAGACUACAUUACUCGUGGAUACACCCUGUUAUUACUUAAUUUAUUAAUAAAAUCAAUCAUUUAUCUAACUUUUGCAUAAAUGCACGGAUGUAAUUUGAUAAUUGGCAAUUUGUUUGCAUUGCUAAAAUAAUUGUGAAAUUAUCUGCUUCUUCUCUUUCAACACUGAAUGAUAAAACGAUAACAUUGAGCAAUUAUCAGAAGUUACCAGGACAGUUUCAGACACAUCGGUGGCGCCCUUGCUUAGAAUAAUACUGUCACGCAAACCUUACCUGAUUAACCCCUUUAUAGAGAACAAAAUACAAUCUGUAUCUUAUACCAACUAGUUGUUUUACGGGUAAACCCCCAUAACUUUAUAUAAUUCCUCAUUUUAUAUUUAUUUCAAAAAACAACGUUAUAUACUGCAUAUUGUAAACAUGUAGAAGGUAAUAUCGUUUUAGGUGGGACCAUCAUUAAAAGAGAGGAUAAGGUAUACAGAUGCUGGAAUCCCCUGACAAAGUCCGAGGGUGGACGAAACGUGUAGGGUGGCGAGACAGAACUUGUUUUAAUUUUAUUAUUUUACUGUUUGUUCCUGCUUGUGGAAGGUCCUGGAUUUUCUCCUUUAGAUCGAGUUUCACUGAUUUAUGAUGGGCUUUCUGAUUUUUUAGAUUCUGUGAGUGCAUUAUAAUACAGCGUCAUUUUAAGUGUUUACAGUGCGGCACUGUGGAUAAUUAGCUGUAUUUUUGCAUGUCCAAUUUUGUAUGGUUUUUUCAAAUAUAGAAUAAUUACUUUUUUUUGCUGAAUUCUGCUCCACUUCCUCCAAUCGAUAAUGUACUCUCCCUGCUGCUCCCUAACCUAUAUAAGGCAAGGCUUUCUGGGAGUUAUAGUUCAAUCAAACACGUUCAGAAGUGGAAAGUCGAUAACUGAACAAGAAGUCCCAGAAACCCCCCAAGCCUCUGAGCAGAAACUGCUUAAACCUGCUACCCGAUCCUACACUGUACAGGGUAACACUCCCAUGUGCAACAUUACAGGCUCGGUAGAUCAGAUUGAGAGGUUCCUGAAGGCUGACAAUUGACUCUAUUGGAAUUUGCUGAUAUAACUGUAGAAGUGACAAUCUUUCUUAACCAUGUGGGAUUGGUUGAAUAUUCAUUUCAAUGCAAUAUCCAUAAAAUGUAUUUAAAAAAAAAAGAAUGUCUAAAUCCCAGCCGGAAAACACACUUUUAGAAUCACGUGUUUAUAAUGCCCAGAGUACAUCCAUUACUCCGUACCAAUACACACUGAUCUGUACUGCCCAGAGUACACUGCCAUCCAUUACUCCGUACCAAUACACACUGAUCUGUAUUGCCCAGAGUACACUGCCAUCCAUUACUCCGUACCAAUACACACUGAUCUGUACUGCCCAGAGUACACUGCCAUCCAUUACUCCGUACCAAUACACACUGAUCUGUAUUGCCCAGAGUACACUGCCAUCCAUUACUCCGUACCAAUACACACUGAUCUGUAUUGCCCAGAGUACACUGCCAUCCAUUACUCCGUACCAAUACACACUGAUCUGUACUGCCCAGAGUACACUGCCAUCCAUUACUCCGUACCAAUACACACUGAUCUGUACUGCCCAGAGUACACUGCCAUCCAUUACUCUGUACCAAUACACACUGAUUAGUACUGCCCAGAGUACACUGCCAUCCAUUACUCUGUACCAAUACACACUGAUCUGUACUGCCCAGAGUACACUGCCAUCCAUUACUCUGUACCAAUACACACUGAUUAGUACUGCCCAGAGUACACUGCCAUCCUUUACUCAGUACCAAUACACACUGAUUGGUACUGCCUAGAGUACACUGCCAUCCAUUACUCCGUACCAAUACACACUGAUCUGUAUUGCCCAGAGUACACUGCCACACAUUACUCCGUAACAAUACAGUGAUCUGUACUGCCCAGAGUACACUGCCAUCCAUUACUCCGUACCAAUACACACUGAUCUGUACUGCCCAGAGUACACUGCCAUCCAUUACUCUGUACCAAUACACACUGAUUAGUACUGCCCAGAGUACACUGCCAUCCAUUACUCUGUACCAAUACACACUGAUCUGUACUGCCCAGAGUACACUGCCAUCCAUUACUCUGUACCAAUACACACUGAUCGGUACUGCCCAGAGUACACUGCCAUCCAUUACUCUGUACCAAUACACACUGAUCGGUACUGCCCAGAGUACACUGCCAUCCAUUACUCCGUACCAAUACACACUGAUCUGUACUGCCCAGAGUACACUGCCAUCCAUUACUCUGUACCAAUACACACUGAUUAGUACUGCCCAGAGUACACUGCCAUCCAUUACUCCGUACCAAUACACACUGAUCUGUACUGCCCAGAGUACACUGCCAUCCAUUACUCUGUACCAAUACACACUGAUCGGUACUGCCCAGAGUACACUGCCAUCCAUUACUCUGUACCAAUACACACUGAUCGGUACUGCCCAGAGUACACUGCCAUCCAUUACUCCGUACCAAUACACACUGAUCUGUACUGCCCAGAGUACACUGCCACCCAUUACUCCGUACCAGCACAGUGACAUCUUUCUAGAUAUGUAA
This is a messenger RNA of Pelobates cultripes (western spadefoot toad), 26157 nucleotides long. The record is from the annotation of a GenBank genome assembly. Lineage: Eukaryota; Metazoa; Chordata; Amphibia; Anura; Pelobatidae.